Molecule: messenger RNA, 1945 nt
Organism: Xiphophorus maculatus (southern platyfish)
Lineage: Eukaryota; Metazoa; Chordata; Actinopteri; Cyprinodontiformes; Poeciliidae
Product: lysophosphatidic acid receptor 6-like
Exons: 1
Coding region: 402-1460 (352 amino acids)
Biological process (GO): phospholipase C-activating G protein-coupled receptor signaling pathway; positive regulation of Rho protein signal transduction
Cellular component (GO): membrane
Molecular function (GO): lysophosphatidic acid receptor activity
Source: RefSeq, a predicted model, not a curated record
UGCAGACAGCUGUGUGAUUUUAUGAUUUACAGUAAACCAAGACUAGAGUUAACAAUCGCCAUGUGCCCGCUGCAGGAACAGAUGGAAGAACAUGAGAGGGGAAGAGCCACUCGACUGUUCACAGAGCUGACGAGAAACACAUGAUUCUUCUUUCUAAAGGGAUUAAACCACUCUACUGAGAGAGACGGUGAAGAGGACACCACACUUAUUCUUUUUUUUUUCCAAGUGGACAAUAGAAAUAUUUCACAAAGAGAAAAUAAAAGACUCUGGAAGACAAAAGAAGGUAAUUUGCACAGCUGAAGCUUUUUCCUGCCUGUUGAGCAUAGGAUUAAGAGAAGAAAUUAAGGGCAAAGAGAGUAUUAUUUUUUUGAAGAUUUUAAACUGACAAGCAGGAUCUAAACAUGAACAACAGCAGCAGCAGCUGUGAGAAAAAUGAUGACUUCAAGUACCCUCUAUACAGCGUGGUCUUCAGCCUGGUGUUUGCAGUGGGACUUUUAUUCAACGUAAUAGCGGCGUACAUCUUUCUUUGUACACUGAAAGUACGGAAUGAGACCACCACAUACAUGAUGAACCUUGUGGUCUCGGACACCCUCUUCGUCCUAAGCCUGCCUUUUCGGAUUGUGUACUUCAUCAAACGAAACUGGAUGUUUGGCGGCGUCCUCUGCAAGAUUUCCGUUUCCCUGUUCUAUACCAACAUGUACGGCAGCAUCCUCUUCCUCACCUGCAUCAGCAUGGACCGCUUUCUAGCCAUUGUGCACCCAUUCCGAUCCCAGAGGAUCCGCACAAAGAGGAACGCCAAGCUGGCCUGCUUAGGGGUAUGGGUAGUGGUUCUCUCUGGUAGUAUACCCAUUGGGCUAUACCUGGACACCACCUCAGAAGCAAACACCAAUUCUAACGACUCAAAAUUCUGCUUCGAGAACUACUCGAAAAAUCAGUGGAAGACUGAGCUGUCGAAGGUGGUGGUUUUUAUUGAGACCGUGGGUUUCAUCCUACCACUGAUGCUCAACAUAUUUUGCUCGGUGAUGGUGUUACGGACACUGAGGAAUCCUCACACAAUCAGCCGCGGGGGGAGCCUCAACAAGGCGAAGGUCUUGAGGAUGGUCAUCGUGCAUCUGCUCAUAUUCUGCUUCUGUUUCAUUCCGUACAACGUUAAUCUCAUCUUCUACGCGAUGGUGCGCACCAAAGUCUUACAGGGGUGCAAUGCAGAGGAUGUGGUCAGAACUAUCUACCCCAUAGCUCUCUGCAUAGCAGUGACCAACUGCUGCUUUGAUCCAGUUGUUUACUACUUCACUUCAGAGACAAUUCAAAGCUCCUUCAAGCGAAAGUCGACAGUUUGGUAUCACGGGACCAGACUAUUUCACAAACUGCAAACAGACAGCUCACAAACCAGUUCAAAUACGGCAAUCACGAGGGCACCAUCAACGGGCAUCAGAUCCAAAAUAAACGAGUCGACUGUUUGAUGACAGCUAUACUGUUAAUAUGAGCAGUAACCCAACAAGUAGAGUUGGUAUUUGUAAAACUUGAAUUGAAGCACAGUGACUUUGAAGUCCAAACAAAUAUAGUAAUAAGGAGUUACUCUAAACAGAAUACACCAGACUUUAGACUGAGAUUAAGGAUGAUGAUCCCUAGGAAGCAAUAAAACAGAAGAACGGUGUGUUGCAACUUUUUAUAUAACAGCUUAUGCCUGGGAAAUGGGUGUGUAAAUGACCAAUUUACAUGCUCUAAAUAAUUGUCGCACAUGUGAUGUUGUGUCUGUAAUUUUAUUUAUAAGAGCUGAACCAGAAUUAUUGCUCUUUUAAGGUGAUGUAGUAUGACAUUUGUAGUCAUUUGUGUAUUCUGUAGUCACAUUAAGCCCAAUGUGCACCUUACAGCGUAGCAUGCUUCGUAAUGAAUUACAAAUUGAGUAAAUAAAACAACUUCUAUUUUAUUUAAGAUUCGAGUUGAA